Manduca sexta (tobacco hornworm) is the source of this 2132-nucleotide messenger RNA. RefSeq lists its product as uncharacterized. The coding region runs from base 62 to 1111 and encodes 349 amino acids. Lineage: Eukaryota; Metazoa; Arthropoda; Insecta; Lepidoptera; Sphingidae. The transcript is spliced from 2 exons. The record is from RefSeq and is a predicted model, not a curated record.
UUUUCUUUGGUCGUCCGCUCAACUGUUGUUUCUGUGGAAAGUGCGGUGAAUUUUAAUCGUAAUGGCGGAUCGGAGAAAGGUAUUAAAAAGACAUCAAAUUGAAAAUGCGCUUCAUGAGAUGUUUUCGUCGGAGGACGAAAGUGACGAACAUGACAAUGAUUAUACUGAUUAUGUCCCAAAAUCACUGAACGCAAGGUUAAACGAUAUUCAAGGUAUGUCUAAUCGACAGUUAUUACUAUUAGACGGCGAUGCACGUCAGUCUUACGAAGAAUCACCUAACGAGGAAGUUUCACCUUGUUUUGCACUGUCUGUACCAUCGCCUGGCUUUCCUGAAGUGCUUGCACCCGCUGUUGAUGAAGAAAUAGCACCUUAUGUUCCAUUGUCUGCACCAUUGCCUGACUUUCAUAUUCACCCUGAAAUGUUUGCACCUGCUGUUGAUGAAGAAAUAUCCCCUUGUGUUCCAAUGUUUGCACCAUUGCCUGACUUACCUACUCACCCUGAAAUGCUUGCUCCUGCUGUUAACGAAGAAAUGGCACCUUGCAUUACAAUGCCCGGACCAUCUUCUGGCUUACCAGCUAAUAUUCCAACUUAUGCUGAAUUGCAGGCACGGGAUAGAACAUGGACUACAGAUGUUGAAAAUUUUGACGAGUUAAAUUUCGGCAAGGAAAUUGAACCUACUAAAUCAUAUAGCUAUCAAAGUCUUCCCAUUGAAUAUUUUAGUAACUUGUUCCCUGAUGAGAUUUUUGAAAUGAUCGUCGAAUACACAAAUAAAUACGCGAAGUUGAAACAAAGUAAAUUCUGGAGCGACACCCACGUAGACGAAAUAAAAGCAUUCCUAGCUAUAAUCAUUUUAAUGGGAAUAAAUCCUCAGUCAGAUAUAGAGCUGUAUUGGAGUGCAGAUCCUUUUUAUAAUAACAUAGAGAUUAGUGGCACAAUGACCUGCAAGAUUCAAAAAAAAUUUAGAAAAUUUACAUGUUUGCGACAUUACAGCUCACCUGCCCCGGGAUCACAAAGACCACGACAAAUUGCAAAAAGUAAGACCAUUACUAGAUUAUCUCAACAGGACUUAUCAAGAAAAUGCCACCAACUCGGAAUUUCAAUCAGUGGAUGAAAGUAUGAUUAAAUUUAAAGGGCGUGAUAGUAAGAAGCAGUACAUGCCAGCCAAACCCAUCAAAAGAGGUUUUAAGGCAUGGUUUCGUUGUGAUUCUAAAACUGGUUAUCUAUAUCAGUGUGAUAUUUAUACAGGCAAAGACCAAACACUCAAUGAGGAAGGAUUAGGUUACAGAGUUGUAAUGAGGAAAUUUACCACGAAACACACAUUUGGUUUUCGACAACUUUUUCUCCUCCUUGGCUCUCAUGGAAGCUCUUCAUCAUAGAGGUAUUUUAGCAACAGGGACAGUGCGAAUGAAUCGCAAAGGCCUUCCUAAAGAGCUGUGUCCACCAAAACCUAAAACACCUGAAGAACGAAGACUGGCUAAAGAGAAUAAAUUGGAUCCGGGCGAAUUCACAUACCGUUUCUGUCACCCUUGUGCUGUGAUCAAAUGGCAUGACACUAAAGAAGUUUUUGUCCUUACAACUGCAGUUAACCCAACCAAAGUGGAAGUGAUCCAGAGAACUCAAAAGAACGGGCAAAAGAAAGACAUGUAUUGUCCCUCUGCAAUCGCAGAAUAUAGAAGGAGUAUGGGAGGUGUGGACCACUUUGACCACUAUCGAAGCUCGUACUCUAUUGGCCGUAGGUCAAAAAAAUCCUGGUUUCGGAUAUUUUGGUUCUUGUUUGAGAGUGGCAUUAUAAACGCCUACAUUUUAUACAAAUACAAAAUCCAAAUCGUAACAACAUACACCGUGAUUUAAGAUUACGCUUAGCUAGAAGUUUGAAAUCGGCACAUAUCUCAAACAUAAAACAAAAUCCGGUGGUAUACAAAAACAAAAAAGGAGGUGUUUUUGGGGUACCAGACGAAAUAAGAUUGGCGCAAAAAGGAAGUCAUUUUUUAUCAUUGUCUACGUACAAACGAUGCAGGUUUUGUAGCACCAGAAAACAGGAUAAGCGGUCAAAAUACGAAUGCGAAAUUUGUAAAGUAACAUUGUGUGUUACCCCCUGCAUGAAACUGUACCACCAAAGUCAAAAUGUAGCA